Molecule: messenger RNA, 2366 nt
Organism: Leptomonas pyrrhocoris
Lineage: Eukaryota; Euglenozoa; Kinetoplastea; Trypanosomatida; Trypanosomatidae
Exons: 1
Coding region: 1152-2366 (404 amino acids)
Source: RefSeq, a predicted model, not a curated record
GAGACAACUCGGCAGCAUCGCUCAUCGUACACCAUCGUCACCUUCUCCACACGGUACGGUCAUACAGUUGGUAGAAACAGGUGUCUUAAAACUGUUGUUUUCUUGGUGUUAUUAUCAUUAUCAAUAUUAUUCUACUUAGAUUAGCCGGAGAAACCGGCGCUGUUACAACUCUUUUCUGUUAGAUCCAAUACACUUCUUCCCCUCUUCCCCCUUUUUUUUAGAAGUAUUUAGAUAGGAUGAGCUCAGCCAUUCGCUUCUCGGGGUCUCGGUCGCAGAGCUCGCAUUCCACCACGGCCACCACUAGCCGCCACGACGCCGCCGUGCCUGGAAGAGCUCCGCCAGCAUUUCAACACCACCGAGCACACAUGGCGGAGGCGGCGGAGGGGAGUGAAGGUUUUCAAGAGCUUCCUUCGUCCAUUCCCUCUGCCCCUUCCCCUCCGCCAAGUCAGGGCACCAAGACGACCACCACCAGCAGCAGCGGUGGCACAAGUAAGAGCCGGAGUGACAGCCACAGCCAGAGCCGGCGUUCUGUCUCGCAGCCGACGCCGGAAGCAGGCGCGGCGAACUACCCAUGGAGCUACCCGUUUCCUCCGCCAUUCCCCUACGCCGCACCCACCGCAGCAGCAGCAGCCGUAGCGCAGCACACAUCCGAGCGUGACGAGAGUUACGCAGGGAGGAAGGAUAAAAGGCAACGCUCGGCUCCACGACGCCGUAGCACAGAUCCUCCUCCUCCUUGCAGUCGCCAAGGGACCUUUCCCUUUUCCCUGCCCAACAUUCCUUGGAUCCCGCCUCCGCCCAUCCAUGGCCUUCCCGCUCUGUACGUUGCUGACGUGAACGAUGGCUACGCGCCAACCUACCCAUACGCACAUCUCACAGCUCAUCCGCAGCACCAGCAGCGAUUCAAUCAGGAUCUGCCCAACGCCAUCAAGAAGACAACGACAGCGGCAGCGGCACGCGCCUCGUCUCCCUCGCUUGGUUUGCCCUGGCCCGCACCGGAGCAGCUCCCUCUGCCCUCCACCUUCCCCAUGCCACCGCGUACAUUGCCUCCACAACCUACUGCAGAUUUGCCGCCAUCCCAACACCCGGGCAGUCACCACAACCUCGAUCUUUUCCCUCCACCUCCGCUUCCUCCGUGGUGGUUUUUACAGGCGAUGGGGCUGCCAAGCUUUCCACCUUUCAAUAAGCCACGCAGCUCAUCGGGCAGCCGUGACAGUGAGAGCGACAGCGACAGCGGAGAUAGUGACAGGGAGUCAUCUUCCAGCACGUCUUCGUAUUCGCCUCCGCGGCGAGAAUGGGCCGCACCGCACACCCCGCCACAUCGACAUCAGCAGCAGCCGAAAAGGUUUGCCGCCCCGGUCGGGUCGGUAGAGACGCCCACGCCGAUCCCGCGCGGAGGCACCGGCGGCAGCCGCGGCAACAACAGUACAGGUAAUCGCACCAACUCGUCGACCCAGACGACUGCAGACUCCACUGCAGCCUCUGCGACGUCUGCUGCGGCCCAACGCGGCAAACAGGUAAAACACGCACAAACUGGUCCGUUGCACACCACGGUAUCACCGCCGGUGCGACCGGUGCGUCGCCGCGCGCUGCCCUCCAGCGAGCGCACGGAGUCUCUCCACGAAGAGCAUCGACCGCGGCACGAAAUCCACUCUGCAAACGCAGUGCCCUUCAGCCGACAACGACAUGCCGCACCGCCCGAUUCAGCAGUUCAAAUCUACACCGAUGCAAACAAAGUAGUAGCGGCAGGAGAAGACGGAGGAGCAGAGGUGACGGAGGAAGAAGACCGUCGCGUGCAACGUGUGCUGUCGACGGCGGAGGCCUAUUUGGCCCGCAUAGAAGAUCUCUAUCACCGCCUGCGGCAUCGCUACGAAGAGGUACUGCUGUCCCCCGUAAAAGGUGACGAAGAACUGACAGGCAGCGGGCCACCGCGGAAGCACCCGGCCACACCAGAGUGUCGGUCUGAAGAUGAUGACGGCGGCAACCUAGGCUAUCCACAGCCGCGGCGCAUACCACCGUCCGAGCAACGCUACGCCGCUGCCCCAACACGACCGCCAUCACAAGCAGCGUCGCCGGCGUCGCCCACCUCCGCACCUCUGUCUCUGCGGCACGAGCUGGCGAGGCUAGAAUCACAGUGGCAGCGCUUGGAGGAGCUGAAGCGGCGCGGCAUCGGCGCCGGUGCCGGAGCGCCAUUCGUUCCAUCGAGUUCCCUUCAGCCGAGCUUUUCAUCCGCUCUCUCGACGACAGCGCCGGCACCGGCGCUGAGCGCUUCGUCGCGGCAGCCCGCGCGCGGCGACACCGUGCUCAGCAAUCAGAGCGUCAUGGAACUGAUUAACGAUCGCAAGCAUUUGCUGACUUCUGCGGCGUAA